AUAAGCCUGGAUAAGUUUGUUUCACGACUUUUAGCGACUUGUUUCUGGUUGAAGGGCGUUUUAUUAUUCACCGCUUUUCCUUUUUUCUUUCUCGUAGCACUUCGUAGAAUAAAAUGACCCAUGCAAGGUGUAGAAAUCCCCCGCAGGUACGGACGGAGUUGAGGAGACUGUGAUCCCUGGAGCAGCAGGAUUGGGAUUGUGGAGAAACUUCGCUUAUAGGUGCGCAAAACUUGUAGGAUAUCUUUUGAGCGAGGGGAUUUCUUUGCAGAGGUUGAAUUCUGAACCCUUUCCACGGAGACGCUGCGGGUUUUCGGGGAGCGGAGGAGACUGAAAAAAUAAUCUUCUGGAUAAUUCCCCCCCACAACAAGGAAACACCUAAUGUUGCACUCCGUGACUCUGUUGCUGCUCUUCAGUGAUCUAUCAUUACGCUGGGAUUCAAUCUCCAACUUACCGCCGGAGUUGUGUGCGUAAAGGACGCGCAAAGGAGCGAAAGCAAGAGAGGGGGGCGAUUUCGCCAACCUUUCCUGGGGCUCUAAAUCUGUGGAAGCAGGUGUAUUUCAGGUGUAUUUCUGCGAGUCAAGAUGUCUGUGCUGCCUUCGAGGUUCAUAUACCUGUGUUUACAUUUUCUGGUACUCUAUUUCCAGCUACAGGAAUCCCAGCAGACCUCUGCUGAUUUCAGGUUUUACAUUGAGAACCACACGAGGAACCCAGACGACCUGAGCCGGAAGCAGGUCCGGAUCUACCAGCUCUACAGCAGGACCACGGGGAAACAUGUCCAGAUCUUGGGGAAGAAAGUCAAUGCCAACGGAGAUGAUGGGGGCAAGUAUGCUCUUCUUGUUGUCGAGACGGAAACGUUCGGGAGCCACAUUCGAAUAAAAGGAAAGGAGAGCGAACAUUACAUUUGCAUGACCGAGAAGGGCAAAAUAGUUGGAAGGCCCGAUGGAAGGAAGCAGGAGUGUGUCUUUGUUGAGGAAUUCCUGGAGAACAACUACACAGCUCUUGUGUCGGCCAAGUACAAAGGAUGGUACCUGGGCUUCAACAGGAAGGGCCGGCCUAAGAAAGGCUCGCGGACCACACAGCGGCAACAGGAAGUCCACUUCAUGAAGCGCCAGCCGAAGGGCCGGCCGGACCCGCUGGAGGAGUUUCGUUUCACCACAGUAACUAAGCGGACACGAAGGGCUCGGCGAUUAAAACCCAACCCCAAGAGGAACUGA
Centropristis striata (black sea bass) is the source of this 1214-nucleotide messenger RNA. RefSeq names its product fibroblast growth factor 24 (gene fgf24). Gene Ontology annotation, biological process: positive regulation of gene expression; embryonic heart tube development; fibroblast growth factor receptor signaling pathway. Gene Ontology annotation, molecular function: type 1 fibroblast growth factor receptor binding; type 2 fibroblast growth factor receptor binding; growth factor activity. Lineage: Eukaryota; Metazoa; Chordata; Actinopteri; Perciformes; Serranidae. The transcript has 5 exons. The coding region runs from base 582 to 1214 and encodes 210 amino acids. The record is from RefSeq and is a predicted model, not a curated record. Gene Ontology annotation, cellular component: cytoplasm.